CAGCGGCGGGGGCAGGUUGGCUUUGCUCGCUCGCACUCGGCGGCAGCGGGCGGGCGCAAGGCUGCAGCUGGCGCUCUGGAGCCGGGAGUUGGAGUUGCUAGGAGUUUCCCCGACCCCUCCCUCCUCGCACGCCGCAGCAGGAGCCCGCGCGGGAGCCGCUAGCAGAGAGCAGCCAGCAGCUGAGCCGGCCCAGCCUGGUCCGCAGCCCGGAUCUCCGCGCGGGGCAGCCGCGGGAGAGCACUGUCUCCGGUUGGGACGCGUGCCGCUCACUAGGCACCGCCCGAGCACGAGCCAGGCUGCACGAAAAUUUCCUGUGUGCCCUCCUCGGUUGCUCUACAAUGAGUGCCAAAUCUGCCAUCAGCAAGGAAAUUUUUGCACCUCUUGAUGAAAGAAUGCUGGGAGCCGUCCAAGUCAAGAGGAGGACAAAGAAAAAGAUUCCUUUCUUGGCAACUGGGGGUCAAGGAGAAUAUUUAACUUAUAUCUGCCUGUCAGUAACAAACAAGAAACCCACGCAAGCAUCUAUCACGAAGGUCAAGCAGUUUGAGGGCUCCACAUCAUUUGUCCGAAGAUCCCAAUGGAUGCUUGAGCAGCUCCGCCAGGUUAAUGGUAUUGAUCCGAAUCGGGAUUCUGCAGAGUUUGAUUUGUUGUUUGAAAAUGCCUUUGACCAGUGGGUUGCUACCACUGCCUCAGAAAAAUGCACCUUCUUCCAGAUCCUCCACCACACCUGCCAGAGGUACCUCACAGACAGGAAGCCAGAAUUUAUUAACUGCCAGUCCAAAAUUAUGGGAGGAAACAGCAUCCUCCAUUCAGCAGCUGAUAGUGUGACCAGUGCGGUACAGAAGGCAAGCCAGGCCUUGAAUGAGCGUGGGGAACGGUUAGGCCGAGCAGAGGAGAAGACAGAAGACAUGAAGAACAGUGCCCAGCAGUUUGCAGAAACUGCAUACAAGCUUGCCAUGAAGCACAAAUGUUGAGAAACUGCCUGUCCUGGUGAACCUCUAAAGAAAAUGGCGGAGUUUGUUCAGCAGUCAUUACAAGAAUUCUAGACCGCUGCUUCUUUGUUGUUGUUGUUGUUUAGUUUGGUUGGUUUUCUGAUAUAAGGACAUUGGUGGGUUUUGGCUUUUCAUCUUCAGAUGUUAAUGUGAAUGACAACACGUUGUGUGUAUACAUUUCCAGAUCUUGCUACGGAAUGCUGCAAUAGCAUCAACUUCAUUUUUAUUUUUUUUUCAGUGUGUGUGUGUGUGUAUGUGUGUGUGUGUGUGUGUGUAUGUACUUUCCUUUUGAAAGAAAAUUGUUUUUGUAGUUUGAAUAUGAAAUUCAGACCAAAUAAUGAGCCAGGUCUAUACUAGCAAAGUUUGUUUUUUUCUUCUCUCAGAAACUAAGCAACAAACAGUUCCAUGUGGUGCCAUCAGAUGAUGGUCCUGGGUAUAAAUAAAAGUCAAACAGGGGUUUCACUUACUCUCCUAGUUCUCUUAAUCUGAAAAGCAAAGUUAAAAUUCAGUACCCUGAGACUUAACUCUGUACUACAGAAAUCACAUGGAUUCAUCAAGGGAAUAACAGCGUUGGAUUUUGUUCUUUGCUUAUUAAUCUUAUUGCAUGAACCAUCACAAGCAUUCACAAAACAAAUCAGAAACACAAAUAGAAAUCUACUUUGGCUGAAGCACAAACACUUCUGCUCCUUCUUUCCAGUCUGAGUAGUUGGAAUUAUCAUAUGAAGGAUAAAAUUUAAUGUACAGACCUACAGAAAAACCUACUUUAAAAUCUCUGUGUCUUUAUGGGUGUUUCUGUUUUUUGUCAUUGUCCCAAAUUAUAGAAGUUGACAUAGGGGGGAGUUAUAUUUCUAACAAAAAAUAAUUUAUCUAGGGUCAGUGAAGUGGCUCAGUGGAUGAAGGUGCCUAUAGCAUAAACCUGGUAACCAGACUCCAGAGUGAACCUCUAACCUCCACGUCUGUGUUCUGGCAUACAUGUGCACACCAUAUAAACACAUACAUAGAACAACAACAACAACAUUAAUAAAUAAAGUCAAAUAAAAAUAACAAUUUGUCUAGAUAAAAGUCUAUGUACACUAUAAUAUGAAAAGAUUCUACUUUAUUUUUCCCCCUUUUUACAAAGCUAUGCCCAAAUUUAGAGACAUUCUUACAUUCCCCUUGGGAAAGACCCUUUAGUGUCUUGGUAUCUAGGUUUUGGAGGUGUCGGUAUUGUUGUUUUCAGUUUAUUUUGUGUCGUUUAACAUGUGCUUUGUGACAGAUGACAUACUUGUCAAUUUCAAGUUGCCUGGCCUGAUACAGGCAGCUGCUUAAAAGCCUUUACACUGCUGUCAGAUUGAACAGUCUCCUCCAGACCUUUGGAAUAUGUGUUGUUCAAGGUCACACUGUGCUUAGACUGUAGAAGUUUUGUUUUCUGGAGGGUUAAAAACUAAACAUAAAUUACGUACACACGCACGCGUGCGCGCGCGCGCGCGCGCGCGCACACACACACACACACACACACACGCUUAUUCCUUAUAAAGCAAUGAGGCAGACUACACUUGCCAGUCAUUCACUGCAAUGCAUGGAAUUUUCAGAUGCCUGGGUCUUCAGGACCCCUUUCGUUUUUUGCUAUCUACUGAGUCACCUGUCUGUGUGUGAUUAUAGUCUGUAAUGUAGCAGCAUAAGAUGACUUUAGGUUACUAAUGCUGAUUUAAAUAGCUUAAGUUCUCCUAAGAACCCAUCCCUGACAAAAGAACACAUUGUCCAUGGAAUACUAUAGGUAAAAUAUUAGGACGAUGGGAUUUGUCGCAAACAGGUUGGUGAAUCCUCAGGCAGAUAAUCCAGGUGAAAAUCUAUAUAAUAUCUAUAGGGGGCAGUAGAUGUUUACUACAUCUUAUGCUUUUCUUUUGGUGUCCUAAAUGUUUAAAGAAGCCAGGAACAUGACAUCUGCUGGCUAUUGGAACUAUCUGAUUUCAAAAAAAAAAUAAAAAAUAAAAGUAAAGAGCCCCCAGAUAACACCAACUGGUUUCAUUUGUAGACUUUAGCUCAGAAAACUCACAUACUUGUCUUCCGAUCUGGUUUCAGGGAGUUGGUAUAAAAAGUUGAGAGGAACAGUUUAUCUCCCCCCAACAACUCCACAAUAAAAUUGCUCUGACACUGGGCAACAGCGUUGGGGAAGCGCUUCUGAAGGGGCAGGGGCUGAGGUCAGGUGCGCACUGUGAAAGCUGGGCCUUCCUCCUCAGCACAAUUCUUACAGGCACUGUCUACAAUGUAAGUGCCCUCUACCUGCCCUCUCUCCAGUCUCCCUGCUGAUCAUUUUAGACCUAACUUUUGUUAGAAAUAGCCAGAACUAGAAAAAAAAAAGCCAUCUGAAGUUUUGUGGGCUUCCUCUACUGAUCAGUCAGCUUCUAGGCCAUCACCAUGACCUUGGCCUGUGGUGAAUCCUGCUUGUCCUUCAGCAGACAUAGGGCCUGUGACAGCAGUUGCUGCCCCUCCUCAGUGAUCCAGUCUCCCCCAGAAAUUCGUUGCUAUUCUUUUAUGGAAGGUGCUGCAACAUGAAACACUAAUGUAGGCUAACCCACAGAACUUUGCUGAAAGGACUCCUGUCAUUUGGGACCAAGUCAUUUUUUGAUUUUGCUAGACGACUUACCUUGUUUAUUUUAUUUCUGCACUUCACUAUGAAUUUUGGGAAUGCUAUCUUUCUCUGAAGGACUUUGAAAAUGAUAUUGACAGUGUAUAAUAAAGUAAAGGAGCUUGCCAGGGUUUCCACCUCUUUCUGGAAUGUAGCUGUAGUAUUCUUUGAUAAAAUGAUUAGAUACCAAUGUCCAGGAACUAUGCAGUUAUUCAGGUUGAUGUUUCAUUUUAAAGAAUGUAUUUGUAAAAUGUAACAACAUCAGUAGCUAACUUUUUUUAAGGUCUGAUAAAAGUAAGAUAAUGUGUUAGGCUUAAAAUUAUAGUGAAAGCUGUUUUAUACUAUUGUGACUAGUAAAGAUUAUGUAUUUAUGUAGAAACAUUUACAGAAUGCCAUAAAUAAGAGCUACUAGUUAAGACAGGUUUCGCUCCUGAUUUUCAGAAUUGUGAUGCUGCUAAUGUAUGUUGUUCUUGGUUUUUCAGAAACUCUCUAUAACAGUGACUAACCUUUUUGUUUCAUUCAGAGACAAGCUGUCCUGUUGGUUCACUAUUCCAGCAACUCGAAUUUUGUCAUUAAAUAUUUUAACUCUGUGGUGAAA
Molecule: messenger RNA, 4195 nt
Organism: Meriones unguiculatus (Mongolian gerbil)
Lineage: Eukaryota; Metazoa; Chordata; Mammalia; Rodentia; Muridae
Gene: Stxbp6
Product: syntaxin binding protein 6
Exons: 6
Coding region: 339-971 (210 amino acids)
Biological process (GO): exocytosis; Golgi to plasma membrane transport; regulation of SNARE complex assembly
Cellular component (GO): exocyst; plasma membrane
Molecular function (GO): phosphatidylinositol-4,5-bisphosphate binding
Source: RefSeq, a predicted model, not a curated record